This is a messenger RNA of Striga hermonthica, 1374 nucleotides long. Lineage: Eukaryota; Viridiplantae; Streptophyta; Magnoliopsida; Lamiales; Orobanchaceae. The record is from the annotation of a GenBank genome assembly.
AUGGCGAUGCUAGAUUCUUUCUUCAGCAAAGGCUUCAAAGCCGCCAAGUGUAAAACCUUACUGAAACUUACAAUCCCUCGAAUAAAGUUGUUGAGGAAUAGGAGAGAGAUUCAGAUAAAGCAGAUGCGCCGAGAGAUUGCGAAGCUCCUUGAGACUGGUCAGGAAGCCACCGCUCGGAUUCGUGUAGAACACAUCAUAAGGGAAGAGAAAAUGACGGCGGCACAAGAAAUUGUUGAACUGUUCAGUGAGCUCAUUAGCGCACGCCUUCCAAUUAUUGAAGCACAAAGGGAAUGCCCUCUGGACCUGAAAGAAGCUAUUUCCAGUUUAUGCUUUGCGGCACCAAGGUACGCUGAUCUCCCGGAGCUGCAAGAGGUGCGGAUUAUCUUUGCUGCUAAAUAUGGUAAUGAAUUCGUCUCUGCUGCAACUGAGCUUAUGCCUGAAUGUGGUGUGAAUCGCCAGCUAGUUGAGCUUUUGUCUGUCCGAGCCCCUGCGGCUGAUGUUAAACUGAAACUUCUGAAGGAAAUUGCUGAAGAGCAUCAGCUCAACUGGGAUCCAACUGCAUCUGAAAGUGAAUUAUUGAAACCGCAUGAAGACUUACUCCAUGGACAGACCCAUACAGCUAGAAUUCUCAAACUGCCCAUUCCGGAAGAAAAGCAUGACGUGAAAAAUUCGGCUACUUCAAAACCUCCCUUCCCUGAACUCUCGGAUUCGGAUGAAGAUUUCGAGAUCAUAGAUUUUUCAGAAGUUCCUAAACGGUCAUUACAGCCUAAUAAAGGCAAUGUCUCGGUCCUCGAGAUGCUGCCUUUCCCUGCAUCCGCAUUUUCUGAUGACGAGGAAGAUCAAGAAGAGCAAAAUGUUGAUUCCAAAAGUAACGAGCAUCUGUCAUACUCUGUGCCGAAGAAUGUUUCGCAAGAGAAGUCGACUGGUCAGGCGGAGGAAAAACAGUUUGUGCCGUUUAUGUAUCUUCCAUCACAAGCUCCAGCCUGUUUUGAUGUCAAAGAGACCACAAAUAAUACCAACUUAGAUUUACAAGAUGUGUUGACAGCAGCACAGAUGGCAGCCGAGAGCGCGGAGAGUGCUGCAGUGGCUGCACGCUCGGCGGCUAGAAUUGCUGGACUUCGGAUUAGUGAGCUCGUUGAGAAAAACAAGCGCAACGACGAGACUGAAAAUCCUUUUCAUCUCGAGAAAUGGCAAGAGUAUGUGCCUCGUGAGAUUAGUUCUCAGCCCUCGUAUGAUGGUGGAAAAGGGGAUUUCGAUUCCUUCUCUCCUCAGUGGGAUAGUGUGUCUUCUAAUGACAGUUUUGACAAGUCUCCUCAGGGAUUAGCAUCAAUGGAUGAUGAGACAUAUUUUUCCUACCCGAACUUAUUUACAUGA